AUGGCGGCGAUAAAACUGUGUUACAGACAAUCGAUAAGUGACGUUGUUGUUUUUAUAAAUAUUAAAAAAUAAGCUAUCUGCAUCCUCAAAAAUGGGCAUUUCGACGGCUAUCCUGCGCAACCAGUUGAUGAGCCUGAUCAACUUCACCGGCACACACAAGGACCAGGCGGACAAGUACCGCCAGCUUCUGAAGACCGUCCUGUCGAACACCGGACAAGAAUUGAUCGAUGCGUUGAGGCUCUUUGUUGAGGCGAUUGUCAAUGAACAUGUCAGCCUGGUUAUCUCGCGCCAGAUCCUCAACGACGUGGGCGUGGAGCUGAGCAAGCUGCCCGAUGAUCUCUCUAAGCAGUUGUCGCACUUCACACUGGAAAAGGUCCAUCCACGCGUCAUUUCGUUUGAGGAACAGGUUGCCGGCAUCCGCUUUCAUUUGGCGAACAUCUACGAGCGGAACCAGCAGUGGCGCGACGCUGCCACGGUGCUAGUCGGCAUACCCUUGGAGACUGGCCAAAAGCAAUAUUCCACCGAGUGCAAAUUGGGCACCUACUUGAAGAUAGCCCGACUCUACCUGGAGGACAAUGACUCUGUGCAGGCCGAGUUGUUCAUUAAUCGAGCCUCGCUGCUGCAGGCCGAGACCAACUCCGAGGAACUCCAGGUGCUGUAUAAGGUUUGCUAUGCUCGGGUGCUCGACUACCGGCGCAAGUUUAUUGAGGCUGCCCAACGCUACAACGAGCUCUCCUACCGCAAAAUCGUCGACCAGGGCGAGCGCAUGACGGCGCUGAAGAAGGCGCUCAUCUGCACCGUCCUGGCCUCGGCCGGACAGCAGCGCUCCCGCAUGCUGGCCACACUCUUCAAGGAUGAGCGCUGCCAGCACCUGCCCGCCUACGGCAUCCUAGAGAAGAUGUACUUGGAGCGCAUCAUUCGACGCUCGGAGCUGCAGGAGUUUGAGGCACUGCUGCAGGAGCACCAGAAGGCAGCCACCCCCGAUGGCUCGUCCAUUCUGGAUCGCGCUGUCUUCGAGCACAACUUGCUGUCGGCCAGCAAGCUGUACAACAACAUAACCUUUGAGGAGUUGGGUGCCCUGCUGGACAUACCGGCGGCCAAGGCGGAGAAAAUCGCAUCCCAGAUGAUCACCGAGGGUCGCAUGAACGGGCACAUCGACCAGAUCUCUGGUAUUGUCCAUUUCGAGAAUCGCGAGCUACUGCCACAAUGGGAUCGCCAAAUCCAAUCGCUCUGCUAUCAAGUCAAUUCCAUUAUAGAGAAGAUCGGCGUCGCCGAGCCCGAUUGGCUUGAUAAACUGAACUGAAAGAGAUUCCUGUUAUCUAGCUCUCGCCACUGAAAUUCUCCACUUCAUCAUCAUCAAGGUGGAAACACCAAGAAGAAUACCCGAACUGAACCCACACCAAACCGAAACCCAAUCCAUGCAAGCGAAGCAUUUCAGAAUAAUUUCACCUGCGCUGCGAUAGAUUUCAUUUUUAAUUUACGAAAUAAAUGAAAUUAUGUACAUUAUCGAUCCUGUGGACUCGAGAUCCUGUGUGCGAUGAAAAAGAAAACCACAGCCAACCACAA
Molecule: messenger RNA, 1566 nt
Organism: Drosophila obscura
Lineage: Eukaryota; Metazoa; Arthropoda; Insecta; Diptera; Drosophilidae
Gene: CSN4
Product: COP9 signalosome complex subunit 4
Exons: 2
Coding region: 92-1303 (403 amino acids)
Cellular component (GO): cytosol; COP9 signalosome
Source: RefSeq, a predicted model, not a curated record